CUGCACUAAGAAAUUGUCGACGGGGCCACCGAUGGCACUUCACCGCUUAACCGUCUCAUUUUUCCGGUUAUAAGGACCGAGGACUCCGUUUAUAUCUGGGAUUACUUACACGGAUAUUUUGGUGUAGUUUCAUUAUUUUGUGUAGAAGUCACGUGCAGUAUGCUGCUCUCCAAACUGGGCUCACUCUCCCAAAUCUCGAGCAGCAUGGAUCUGCCGGCGAAGCUGCAGCAAGCCAAAGCGGAGAAGCAGCCGUUUGAGAAGCUCUACCGGCUGGGUUCGGUGCUCGGCAGCGGAGGAUUCGGCACGGUCUACUCGGCUGUCCGCCUCGCCGACGGGCUGCCGGUGGCGGUGAAGCAUGUAUGCAGGGACAGAGUGACUGAGUGGGGCUCGCUGUGUGGCGCGGUGGUUCCUCUGGAGAUUGUGCUGUUGAAGAAGGUGAGCGGGGCGUUUGGUGGCGUUGUGCGGUUAUUGGACUGGUGGGAGCGGGUGGACGGCUGGCUGAUGGUGAUGGAGUGCCCCGAGCCGGGGCAGGACCUGUUUGAUUACAUCACGGAGCAUGGCGCCCUGGAUGAAGAGGCGGCGCGCGGCUUUUUCCUGCAGGUGCUGGAGGCGGUCCGUCAUUGCUACACCUGUGGCGUCGUCCACAGAGACAUUAAGGAUGAGAACCUGCUGGUGGACCUGAGGACCGGGCAGAUCAAACUUAUCGACUUUGGCUCGGGGGCACUCCUCAAAGACACUGCCUACACAGAGUUUGAUGGUACGCGGGUGUACAGUCCUCCAGAGUGGAUCCGGUUUCGCCGGUACCACGGUCGCUCGGCCACCGUCUGGUCUCUCGGUGUGCUGCUGUACGACAUGGUGUGUGGGGACAUCCCCUUCGAACAGGACGAGGAGAUACUGAGAGGACAGGUCUACUUCAGACGUAAACUCUCCUCAGAGUGCCAGCAGCUGAUUGGCUGGUGUCUGAGCCAGCAGCCGUCUGAUCGGCCGACGCUGGAGCAGAUCCUCCUCCACCCCUGGGUGACGGGUAGCGAUGGGCAGCAGACCGACAAUGAAGGCAUCACGCUCCACGCCAUCACAGCUGACUCCUCCUCCUCGACUUCCUCCAGCCAGCAGAGCAUCUGAUUGGUUAACGAGAGGUUGCCAGGGAAGUGGCAUGGACUUGAUACAGCUGGACAGCUGGCUACCGGUAGCAAUUCCCUCGUGUUUGUGGUGUAUGCCGCUUUGAGGAAAUGCUUUCAGGGAACAGGAGAGAGUUGGGGGUCACAGUUCAGGGUGAAGUUGACUCUGUGCUGCUUCACAGCGCCCCCUCCUGUUCACAGACUGUGGAGCAGCUCUUAUAGAGCAUCAGCACCUGACUGAUGAUCCUGUUUCAGUGCCUUGAAUUUGAAAGCUGCUGUGAGCGAAGCGUCCCCAACUGCAGAUCAGGAGUUAGUCUGGAGGUGUGGAGGGUUCUUCAGAGGUUCUUUCAGUUUACAUUAUAAAGUUCUAACUUCUAACCCAAAAUAAAUGUGGUUAAGUAACCAGCAAAGACAGGAAAUAUUCCAGUAUACUGUAUAACCCCCAUAAAACAGUGAACUGUCAUUUUUAUGCUUCGGGUUUUGUACAACAGACGAGACACAACCUAAUAUUUAGUUUGAUAUGUGCAGUCAGCUUUGGAUAGAGCUGUUUAACCCUGCUUACAGUCUUUGUGCUAAAAAAACUUGCUGCUGUAGCUUCAUAUGUAGAGAGCGGUAUAGAUCUUCUGAUCUGACACUCGGCAAGAAAGUGAAUAAGUGGAUUGUCGAACGUCCUACGGCCUAGACACACACAAGGACAUUGAGGAGGUAGUGGUGACGAAAGGCUACUGUUGCAUCACCUCACGUCAGCUGUUUCUCGGCCAAAAAGUUGCACAAGAACAAACCGCAAAAACCUCUGCUGACUGCCAGCACGUACGAUCUGCACCUGUGUGAGAGGGAAUAACUCCAUAACAGCAGACAGCGGACGUCUAUCCAUUUGUUUACAUUCCUCACCUCUGUUUUCUCUGUGUGCGCUGAGCUGAACUGCCAAUCAGAGUGAUAUCAUUCACCGACGGGUUUCACUGCUACCGAUUCGAAUUGCUGAAACGGUCGAAAAAAAAAACGACGAGUGCCAGGAAUGCGAAACACACUGCAAAGACCACGGUGACAGACGGACCACCAGAGGCUGACGGCUGACCAUGUGCUUGGUGUGUCAGGGCCUUUAAAGGUCAAAGUCAUUUAUUGCUAAACGAACAACAACUGCAAGAAAAAUGUGGGUUAAAAUUCAUAUAAAUGUGUCCCCAUAAAUUUAACCCCAUGUACCCACAAAGGAAAUUUUGAAUUUCAUUUGGUGGAAAUGUUCUCUGGGGCUGCCUGAUCACAAAUUGAAGGACAUUUUUAAAAUCAGACAAACCACUGAAUAAGUUUUCCUUUUCGUAGUAUAUGUAGUGUUUAGGCACCUGCAGCCACUGUUUUUGAUAUAUUUCAUAAGAUUUUAGGAAAAAUCAGCAGUCCUAUCAUAAGCCCAAAGACUAAAUGUAAAAUGAUAAGAAAAUCGCUGUAUGUCAGAAAGUACAAUGAAGCUGUUGUGUGAAACGUUACUCCUGCCACACCUCUUUUGAUUUCAUGCCGCCAUGUCUAAAAUCCCACCCUGGAGCGGCAUAAUGCUGCUGCUGUUUUUUUUCUGUGUAAACAUUCAAAGGAAGCAUAAAUGAGGGACUUCAUAGUGGCUCUAUAAUGCCACCUCUGUGUAAAAAGGGCUUUUGACAAUCGAUAAGUGUGAUAAGUGUGCAUGUCCAAAAAUGUAUUUCAAGGCUUGUUUCCCUCCUUGUCAUACUAAAUACAGUCUUUUGGUCACAACAAUGUUUUCCUGUCCUCUGAGGAAACACCCUCCACCACACCCACCCUGAGAUGUCAGCAAUGACACAGGCGAAAGACCCUCACCUGCUGACGUUUAACAUACAUUCAACACACACACACAAGACCCAAGACUCUAAAUUCUGAUACCAAAACAUGACUUUUUGAUACAGUAUAAAUGUUUUCUUCACGUAAUGUUUACAUCAUGUACUUCAGUGUUUACUUUAGUCUGAACACAUGCAGGUGAGGACUUUUCCUGAUAGAAAUACAGGCUAAAAUGAGUAAAAUUAUGAUUUAAGUGAGAAAUAUGUGACAGUUCUCUCUGCUCACCGGUGCUACAGUGGUCCUGCCCUCUUUAGGUUGUCUCCUAGCUCAAAAAAGUUUAUCUUUCCUUGUUUUGUUGAUUGUCUUCUUUGUUGGUGCAGGACUGGUUAUCGUUUGUCUUUUCUGUCCCUUGGUGUUGGGAUGUAAAAAGCACUGUCAAUGCAAAUAUUCCUUUUUAUCAUUUUGCGUUAACCAUAUGUAUUUGU
Plectropomus leopardus (leopard coralgrouper) is the source of this 3382-nucleotide messenger RNA. Its product is annotated as serine/threonine-protein kinase pim-3-like. NCBI's taxonomy places the organism in Eukaryota, Metazoa, Chordata, Actinopteri, Perciformes, Serranidae. Gene Ontology annotation, molecular function: protein serine/threonine kinase activity; ATP binding. The record is from RefSeq and is a predicted model, not a curated record. Gene Ontology annotation, cellular component: cytoplasm. Gene Ontology annotation, biological process: regulation of mitotic cell cycle; negative regulation of apoptotic process; protein autophosphorylation.